Molecule: messenger RNA, 940 nt
Organism: Acanthisitta chloris (rifleman)
Lineage: Eukaryota; Metazoa; Chordata; Aves; Passeriformes; Acanthisittidae
Product: probable Xaa-Pro aminopeptidase 3
Exons: 5
Cellular component (GO): mitochondrion
Molecular function (GO): aminopeptidase activity
Source: RefSeq, a predicted model, not a curated record
UUUGAGUUCGAGUGCCGGGCUCGUGGUGCUGACAUCCUGGCAUACCCCCCUGUUGUUGCUGGUGGCAACAGAUCAAACACUUUGCACUAUGUGAAGAACAAUCAGCUCAUCAAGGAUGGUGAACUGGUCUUGCUAGAUGGUGGAUGUGAAUUUUCCUGCUAUGUAAGUGACAUCACACGUACCUGGCCUGUCAACGGAAGGUUCACUAAACCCCAAGCAGAACUAUACCAGGCUGUCUUGGAUAUCCAGAAGUCCUGCUUGAGCCUCUGCUCCCCAGGCAUGAAUCUGGAAAAUAUCUACAGCCUCAUGCUGAGCCUUAUUGGACAGAAACUGAAAGAGUUGGGAGUCCUAAAGAGCAGCGUCUCUGACAGCCUUUUCUUCAAGGCUGUUCGAAAGUACUGCCCACAUCACGUGGGCCAUUACUUGGGCAUGGACGUUCAUGAUACCCCAGAUAUAUCCCGAUCGCUCCUGUUCCAGCCAGGCAUGGUGAUUACCAUUGAACCAGGCAUUUAUAUCCCUGAGGAUGACAUGAGUGCUCCAGAGAGGUUUCGUGGCAUUGGUGUGCGCAUUGAGGAUGAUGUUGUGAUAACAGAGGAUGCUCCUCUCAUCUUGUCUGAUAACUGUCCUAAGGAGAUCUACCACAUUGAGCAGAUCUGUGGCCGCAGCUCAUGAUGCCCCUUCUCUGCCUCUCUCAUCCUCCUUGGGAGGCACAGCCCUCCAGGGAUGCAGAUCCCUGUAGCUGGCUCUAGUUGUCAAGUGAUGAAGGCUGUGGACAGUUGAUGGCUGUUUCCAAGACUGGGGCUCGGCAGUGGAAUGCAAAAGGCUUGGGUACCAAGGGGUGAAAAAGCAAAGCAACCUUUUCUGUGUGCUUUUUUCUUCUGAUUUGUGCCGAUAUUGAGCUGUGGUAGGACAUGGGGGUGGAUUCAUCCCUCUGCCAUGU